Messenger RNA from Trematomus bernacchii (emerald rockcod), 1645 nucleotides. RefSeq names its product activating transcription factor 7-interacting protein 2-like. Gene Ontology annotation, biological process: regulation of DNA-templated transcription. The transcript is spliced from 13 exons. Gene Ontology annotation, molecular function: transcription coregulator activity; protein binding. The record is from RefSeq and is a predicted model, not a curated record. Gene Ontology annotation, cellular component: nucleus; transcription regulator complex. NCBI's taxonomy places the organism in Eukaryota, Metazoa, Chordata, Actinopteri, Perciformes, Nototheniidae. Bases 13 to 1560 code for a protein of 515 amino acids.
UAUAGUUACAUAAUGGCAGAUGCCCGAGAUCGAACUCCUCGCACACGCUCAAGAGCAGAUCAGAAGACGUUUAAACCUUCCCCCAAACGAAAGAGUCCUAGACUGUCUUCUUCAAAGCAAACGAAGCUAGCGGGAGAUGCUCGAGUGAACAUUGGAUCAGCGUUUGAAACGUGGAGUGAAGUGAAGGCCUCAAAAGGAUUAAAAAGUGAUGCAGAGUUGGCUCUUACUCUACUCAAUCAAAUGAAGAGGUUACCAACCAAUUCAGAUUCCUCUGGACCCAGUAAGAAAAAGAUCAAGUUAUCCCAAUCUGAAGUGCAGACGCUGAUCGAGCAGGAGGUUCAAACUGCACUGACAAAGAAAGAAAACAAGCUGCUGGGUUUAAUAGGAACGAUUCAAGAGCAGGAUGAAUCACUGGACUACAAAAGCUCCAUCCAAAAACUGGAGGAGCGGAUGAACACAGUAACCAGGAGAGCGGAAGCAGCCAUCGCCUUCAUGACAAAGACACAUAAAGAGAACCCACAGCCAUCUCUGGAUAAUGUCAAGAUUAAAAGGGAAGACUCUGCCAAAGAUAAGAAAAUCCCACCUGGUUUCAAAAGCGACAUUGAGAGCAUGGAAAAGAGAGUGGAGUUCUUAAAUAUGAUGAAAAGCACCAAAACGGGAUUAACAAAGAUGCAAGAAGACAAUGAAUCUUUGAAGGCUGUCAUAGCCAAACAGAAGCUGCCUCCUCCGGUUCCUACUCCUAACGGCUCUUCUGACUGCAAGGAGUCACUUAUUAAGAAAGAGCCGGAUGUGGAGGAGUCAAAGCAGUCUGUGGAGGACUCAAAGCAGUCUGUGGAGGAGUCAAAGCAGUCUGUGGAGGACUCAAAGCAGUCUGUGGAGGAGUCAAAGCAGUCUGUGGAGGACUCAAAGCAGUCUGUGGAGGAGUCAAAGCAGUUUGUGGAGGACUCAAAGCAGUCUGUGGAGGACUCAAAGCAGUCUGUGGAGGAGUCAAAGCAGUCUGUGGAGGACUCAAAGCAGUCGGUUAAACUAAAGGCUGUGAUGGUGAAAGAAGAAAAUCUUUCUAGUGACCAUAGCAGACCCAACACCGAGCAGGACGAACUCUAUUCGUAUCCUCCUCUGCCCUCAACAAACUUUCCCUCCAUCCUAAGCAUCGAGGUGGCUUCAUACAACCUCCCCGGGAGACCGAAAGUGAAUGUGGCUCUCAUCAAGAACCCCGUCGGCCUCUCUGUGCUCUGGAGCGUGGAGGAUAAAGACCCCUCAGCAGCACCGCCCAUGGAUAGUUACGGCCUCUUCAUGACUAUGGAGAAGGUAAAGGGUAGCGGCGUCUUUCCAAGUUGGACAGCCCUUGGUGAGGUGGAAGCCGUCCCACUACCCAUGUGUGUUAUGAUCAGUAAAUACAAGCCCGGCCACACGGUGUGUGUCGCUGUGAUUGGCAAAGACAAGUUUGGCCGGACCAAUUGGGAAGAAACAGCAAUGGGAUGGGCCUCCUAUGACCACUUCAAAACACAAAACCACAAUCACAUUGAUGCACACAUAGGGCACACACAUUGGCCUAAUUAAAGCUGACGGAAGAGCAGAGAGGGCUUAUGCAAAGAUUGCCAGGAAAAAAGGGGAAGGGAGUUGGCGCAGAGAAGCAAGGUAAAAC